UAAUGGUAUUAUCCUUUUCAGUAAAUUGUAAGUUUUUAGUUAAAUAAACCGUAUAAAUUCAGGUAUGCUAAUAUUUUAAUCUACUUCAACUAAUAUUAGAAGAAUCAUUGAGGUAACUGUAUUUAAAAUAUAUAAAGUUUAUUAUAUGUUUAAAAAAAAAUUGCAGUUUAGAAGCAUUUUAGAAGUUUUUGGAUAUAUUGCUAUUUAUUUCAAGAUGCAUUAAAAUAUAUGUAUGGUUGAUCAUAAAUAGCCCUGCCCAAUGAUAUUACAAUAAAAAAGGGUAGAUAGGUUAUUGAAUUCAAAAAUUGUCAUAGACUCAAGAUUUGGCACUAUGACUUAGUUCUUUCGCCUAUCCCAUGGACGAAACUAUUAGUACUGUACUGAAUGAAUAUAAACAGUGAUGUAGUCAAAAUUAGAUAUUUAUUCGAUAAACAUCAACUGAUUUAGUCGAUAAUCAAUAUAGUUAAAUAAUGACAACUUUUUGUAAAAGUAAAGUAAAAGUAGAAAAAACGUAAUGUUAACAUUUCAUAUUCUCACCAUGUUGCUGCAACAUGUCGUGUCUGUUUAUAAAAAUGAUAUACAUACCAUAUAAAUUCAUUCAAUAUACAUUGUGGUAGGCCCCAUAUAAAUCGUCACUUUAUAAUUAUUUUUUAAAUAAAUUAACAUAAAAUAUCUUGAUUUUCUUUAAAAUAAAUACUCGUAAUAAUCCCCGCAAAACGCUAAUGCACCGGCUGCCAUUUUCAAAAAUCAGUACCAUUAACAAAUAAACAAUGGUUGACGAGUAAGUACACUUAUUGAGUUGGGUUGUGUAAUGUGAUACGAUUACACAUAAUUUUUGUUGGUUUCGAUUGUUAUUGUAAAGUUUUGAUGUUACUUAUUAUGAUUAACUAAAAUAGCAACUAACAUUAUGAUUUUCAGAAUAGUAAACAUAAUCUAAUAUAAUGACUAAUAUAUCUUAUAUAUAUCUAAUGAUUAAUAUAUCUAAUGACUCUCAUUUCAUUGUUACUUUUGGUUAUAAUUAAUAAAAUAUCCUUUGCUUUGUUAUCGUUAAUAUAAAGUAAGUGUUAUAUUUUUCACAUUUUUUUUUUUUUACUUUUCAUAUAUAUCAAACAUUAUAUAUAAAUUGAUUCUUUUCCUACAAUUCAUGCAAUAAAUUAACAAAGUAAAUGUAAUUAUUAUUAUAACAAUAUUUUGGGAAUUCUUCGUAAGAAUGCAUAAUACCCAUUUCAUAGUACUUGGACUAAUAAUUUCAUGCUAAUUUAUUUAUGAAUUAGAUUAUAUAAUCAGAUUAAUUAUGGAGUGCAAAAGUGUAUGAAAAAGUAUACUAAAAAUAUUAUAUAAAUGAGAAAUUUCUACAAUUGAGAAUUGAAAUUCAAAAACUAAACAGUUUUUAAUUUAUGAGGAAAUGUUUAAAAAUAUUUUCGAAAUCAACAUAAAUGUUGUUAUGUAUAUAAGGUUGCGCGUCAGGUUACCACUAUAAUAUGUAAAUUUACUUUAAUUGAUUUUAAACGCUACAUUGUAAACGUUAACGCUUAAAGUUAAGUGAAAAAUUUAACAUAUAUGAAUACUCUGACGUGUUGUUGACUGUACUUAAAACGAAAUAUGUUCAAUUGACGAUAUUAAAACAAAAAUAUUGGUACACUGAAAACUUCCUUUGUAAGAUUAUUUUCCAGUAAUUAUAAAUUGUAAUAGAAUAUAUAUAGAAAUCAAAAUCCGAAAUAUAAUAAACUGACGCAAUGUGAAAUAAAAUUCGAUUCUGUUCAUUUGAACAGUUCAAUUAAAAUAAACCACAUGGCUAAUGGGAUACAGCACUAGGUCUCAGUUACAAGAUGGCGAACGUGCGGGAUAGUGACACAUCUUUGUGGCUCCACAAUAAACUCGGUACUUCGAACGAUUCGUGGACAACCGGGUCAAUUUGUACACAAUUGAACGCUGAAGUUUUGAAGAAUAUCAAGGAUUGUUUUCCAGAUUUGCAAACGCAAGUCAAACUCAAAUUAUUGUUAAGUUUCUUUCAUAUCCCGCGCAGAAAUGUUGAAGAGUGGAGAAAUGAGCUUGAAGAAAUUAUUGAAGUUGCAGCAGUGGACUCAGAUCUUUGGGUGGCUAUGCUUGCAGAGGUGCUCAAGACGUUUCCAUCGCAAGGCACUCUCAAUACUGAGAUAGCAGAGUUUGAUGAGACCAGGCCUAUCUUCAGUGACAUGAUAGGGGAACUGAGAAGAGCCUUAGCUAAACAUUCAGACCUUGGACUGUUGCCUCUUGAGUGCCUAUAUUUAAAUAAAAAUGCUUUAGUUUCUGUGGUUGGCCAACAACCCAACGCAGUGAAACAUUUUACUUUGAAACGGAAACCAAAGUCUGUGGCCUUACGUAGUGAAUUACUUGCAAAGGCUACUGAAGCUCAGGCUAACCAAAAGAAGGCGCAGGCGCCUACUGUGCCUGUACGCAGCCGCGGCAUGCCUAGGAAAAUGACAGAUACCAGUAGGUGGACUUAAAUUAUUAAAAUAAGGCUUUUUUAUGGGCAGGACAAAAUGCUUUAAGCACAG
This is a messenger RNA of Diatraea saccharalis (sugarcane borer), 2537 nucleotides long. Lineage: Eukaryota; Metazoa; Arthropoda; Insecta; Lepidoptera; Crambidae. The record is from the annotation of a GenBank genome assembly.